AUGGCCGUCUCGGAGACGUUCCGGCUCGUCGUCAUCGUCUUCUUCGCGACGCACAUCCCCGCGACGAUCUUGAUGGACUCCCAGGCGCUCCUUCCGCCGUCCGUCGUGCCGUCCUUCGCGAGGGCGCUGCUCCGAUUCCACUGCGAGCAGAACGCGGACCCGCUCAUGGCGGAUCCGCCGGUGUGGUUCAAGUCGUUCAUCCUGUUCGAGCUCCUGUUCCAGCUCCCGUUCUUCUUCGUCGGGCUCAGAGCGUUCACGCGGAGAGAGAACUGGAUCAGGAUACCCGGGAUAUGCUACGGCGCACACACGGCGACGACGCUGAUUCCGAUCCUCGCGUCGAUCCUCCACGCGCUGGAGAUGAAGAGCGAAGCCGCGCGGUGGAAGCUGUUUUUUAUAUACCUGCCCUACCUCGUCGUCCCGGCGUGGAUGGCGCUCGAGCUCGCGCGGCACGAGAAGCCGUUCGGGAACGCGGCGCGAAGGGCGUCGAGGGCGAGGAAGCAGGAGUGA
Micromonas pusilla CCMP1545 is the source of this 507-nucleotide messenger RNA. RefSeq lists its product as uncharacterized. The record is from RefSeq and is a predicted model, not a curated record. The coding region runs from base 1 to 507 and encodes 168 amino acids. The transcript has a single exon. NCBI's taxonomy places the organism in Eukaryota, Viridiplantae, Chlorophyta, Mamiellophyceae, Mamiellales, Mamiellaceae. Gene Ontology annotation, cellular component: endoplasmic reticulum.